Molecule: messenger RNA, 988 nt
Organism: Drosophila serrata
Lineage: Eukaryota; Metazoa; Arthropoda; Insecta; Diptera; Drosophilidae
Product: E3 ubiquitin-protein ligase KCMF1
Biological process (GO): synaptic signaling
Cellular component (GO): plasma membrane
Molecular function (GO): zinc ion binding
Source: RefSeq, a predicted model, not a curated record
GGUAUUAAUUUCUUAUGCUUCAUUCAUUGUGAAAAUUUCUCUUCGAGGAAGUUAAACUAAAAUACUUGUAAAACUAUAUUUUUUUUGGCCAAGAAAAUUGUAGCAAAUCCAACGAAGAAAAUCAACACAAAGACAAAGGACAACACUCUGGUUAACUGGAUUUUAUACCACAUUUUGCUAAAUACUUUACUUUUUUAGUGAAAUACAAAAUAUUGCCGUGAUCCCUGCAAGUGGACUUGUCGCUCUUUCUUGUAUUGAAAGAAACCAUCUAAAGAGGCGAUUAUCUGAAAGGAUUCCAGUUACCAAGCCAGCUCUUCACAAGUCUUAGUUCCAGACUCGUUGUUCCUCCACUUGCGCCGCCAAUUGCAAUCCUUCAACAUGGAUCAAUUCUAUGAGGUGACCUGUGAUAGUUGCCAAACCUGGGGCAUGGUCAACUAUAGAUACAAAUGCCUGCGCUGCGAGGACUAUGACCUGUGCUCCACCUGCUUUGAGCUGGGCCUUAAUACCGUGGGCCAUGAUGUGACCCAUCCCUUUCAGUGCCUUAUGGAUCGGGCCACUCUUGAGCUUCAUUAUGGCGGCGAACAGAUUCCGGAUCUUUCUGCCGAUAGCUUCACUUGUCCAAAUUGCGGUGAGCUUGGCCUUUCGGCGGAUGAUCUGAUGUCGCAUGUUCAGAUGAAACAUCGUGAAGCUCGCACGGCCGUCAUCUGUCCGCUGUGCGUGGCGGUGCCAAUGGCUCAUCCGGCCAGGGUUAACAAUCUGUUUAGCCACCUGACCACCAUACAUCAUUUCCGUUCCGUUGGUGGCUUCCGCCUUGCCGGAACCGAGCCGCCGAUCACACAUCAUAGCCUGCCCACCGCCGAGGUGCCACAGGUGCGCUUUAUUUUGCCCUCGGGACUGCGCAUGGGCAGGUCGCAUCUGGCUUUGUCAGAGGAUCUUAGUGAUCCCGAAAUCGCCGAAAUGUAAGGAUCAUCAAGACACACACAUCAAG